This is a messenger RNA of Parnassius apollo (apollo), 549 nucleotides long. The record is from the annotation of a GenBank genome assembly. NCBI's taxonomy places the organism in Eukaryota, Metazoa, Arthropoda, Insecta, Lepidoptera, Papilionidae.
AUGUCAACCAUCAAGAAAGUCAUAACGUCAAUGGACACCAACGAAUUCAUAAUAGGAGGAGAUGCAAAUGCUAACAGUAUCUGGUGGGGAUGUGUUGCAGAUGACAAAAGAGGAACCUGUAUAACUGAGACAUUGGCUGAACUAAACCUGGAAAUACUAAAUAUAGGUACGACUCCAACGUUUAGUGCUUAUAGAAUGGGCAUACUUUGUUCUAGCAUUAUCGACAUCACUGCUUGUUCAGCUUCCGUACUACAAAAAAUUAAAAACUGGAGAGUAGACGACACAUUCUGCACGUUAUCUAAUCAUAAGCCUAUCCUCUACCAGAUAGAACUCGAGAAUAUAAAACUAGACAAAGUAAUCAGCGUUACAAGAAAAUAUCACACAAAAAAAGUAAAUUGGGUGCACUUCAAAACAGAAUUGACUAAAGAAUUAGAAGAAAUAGGUAUCAAUAGAGAUAAAAUCACAGUAAUAAACACAGAGCAAGAACUGGACAACUUAGUUGAUGACUACAUGCAUGCUAUAAUAUAUAAUCUUAAAGCGAUAAAAUAA